Molecule: messenger RNA, 1783 nt
Organism: Aspergillus sclerotioniger CBS 115572
Lineage: Eukaryota; Fungi; Ascomycota; Eurotiomycetes; Eurotiales; Aspergillaceae
Product: proteasome regulatory particle base subunit RPT6
Exons: 3
Coding region: 367-1536 (389 amino acids)
Biological process (GO): proteasome-mediated ubiquitin-dependent protein catabolic process
Cellular component (GO): proteasome regulatory particle, base subcomplex
Molecular function (GO): ATP hydrolysis activity; proteasome-activating activity; ATP binding
Source: RefSeq, a predicted model, not a curated record
CGUUAUCGUACGGGAACCAACUUUGUGAGUCAUAGCAUGUGACCUUAACACAGCCUUAGUCCCGGCUGUUGUGGCUGGUGCUGAUACCAGCUCCCUAGUUGGUUGGUCGGUUACCUCACCUACUACAGCUAACUGCGUUACCUAUCCCGCAAGACCUAGCUCUCUCUAGCCGGUUGCCAUCACCACACAUCUCAUCCCCUUGUUCUUUGUUCUUCGACCUUCUUCUUCCGUAUCUUCUGAGGCUUGGAAAAGAAAUCGCAAAUAUCAGCCGUUCUUGCCCCAAAGGCGCAUAUAUUAUUGAAGUUGUGUUGUCUGUGAUUGCCUCGCCGUGGCCAUACCAAGGAGCGUCAUUCCUGGCUAUCCAUCAUGGCACUCGACAACUAUUAUCGCAAUAAGAUUGAGAGCAUGAAGCUCGAGAUUAUCCAGGGCCAGGCUGUCUUACGGAGACUGGAAGCACAACGAAACGACUAUAAUUCGAGGGUCCGUUUACUUCGAGAGGAGCUCGGCCUGCUUCAACAACCUGGCUCCUAUGUUGGGGAGGUAGUGAAAGUGAUGAGUACCAAGAAGGUUCUUGUCAAAGUGCACCCUGAAGGCAAAUACGUGGUGGACAUUGCGGAUGGCGUUGAUAUCAGCAAGCUUACUGUGGGAAAGCGGGUCGCUCUACUUUCCGACUCCUAUAAGCUGGAAAAGAUGUUACCCUCGUCGGUUGACCCGCUGGUAUCGCUAAUGAUGGUAGAAAAAGUACCUGACAGCACGUAUGACAUGAUUGGUGGGCUGGACCAGCAGAUCAAGGAAAUCAAGGAAGUCAUUGAGCUUGGUUUGAAACAUCCAGAGUUGUUCGAGUCGCUCGGUAUCGCACAGCCGAAAGGUGUUCUUCUCUACGGUCCGCCAGGAACCGGCAAAACCCUGCUUGCCCGAGCAGUGGCCCACCAUACCGACUGUCGGUUUAUUAGAGUGAGCGGAUCGGAACUGGUACAAAAAUACAUCGGUGAAGGAAGCCGAAUGGUCCGUGAGCUAUUUGUUAUGGCUCGAGAGCACGCUCCCAGUAUUAUAUUUAUGGAUGAGAUUGACAGUAUCGGAUCUAGCCGCAUAGACUCGGCAGGCUCGGGUGAUUCAGAGGUGCAGCGGACGAUGUUGGAGCUGCUCAACCAAUUGGAUGGGUUUGAGCCCACCAAAAACAUCAAGAUCAUCAUGGCCACCAACCGGCUCGACAUUUUGGAUCCGGCUUUGUUACGCCCUGGCCGAAUUGAUCGGAAAAUUGAGUUCCCACCGCCAUCGGUGGAAGCUCGUGCGGAUAUUCUGCGAAUCCACUCGCGGUCAAUGAACUUGACGCGAGGCAUCAACCUUACAAAAAUCGCGGAGAAGAUGAACGGGUGUUCUGGAGCCGAGUUGAAGGGUGUUUGUACAGAAGCGGGUAUGUACGCUCUCCGAGAGCGGCGAGUACAUGUUACCCAAGAGGAUUUCGACCUGGCCACCGCCAAGAUCCUCAACAAGCAUGACGACAAGGAAGUCGCCGUUUCCAAGCUUUUCAAGUAAAGACGGGAUGUUUGUGAUUAAUAACGGGUUAUUACAACAAGAACUAUGGUAUUAGUUUGAAUGCUCUUUGAUGACCGCCCCGGCGGCAUCAUUACAUGCAUAUGCAAUUGUGCACUCCACACCUCCUUGCUAUAUGUGCUGUACCUGGUUAUUGGUUGUAACGCCUAGAUACAAAACUUCUUAGAUGCCUCGUAGUCGGGUAUCUGCUGGCAGUUUGGCAUAGAAAAUGCGAAUCACCUGCGCAGAC